Molecule: messenger RNA, 3173 nt
Organism: Andrographis paniculata
Lineage: Eukaryota; Viridiplantae; Streptophyta; Magnoliopsida; Lamiales; Acanthaceae
Product: ATP-dependent DNA helicase Q-like 1
Exons: 11
Coding region: 366-2240 (624 amino acids)
Biological process (GO): double-strand break repair via homologous recombination
Cellular component (GO): chromosome; cytoplasm; nucleus
Molecular function (GO): 3'-5' DNA helicase activity; nucleic acid binding; ATP binding
Source: RefSeq, a predicted model, not a curated record
UAUCUCAUCACAUCACUCAAAUAAAAAAAUAUAAAUAAUUAUUUCUCUCUUCAAUAACAUAACUUAAUAUCCAAAUUAUCUUAAAUUACCAUAUUUAAUAUUAUUUGCUUAAAUUUUCGUGCCAAACAUAAAUGUUACGCGGUGUUUGGGACGGGGAGGGAGUACUAUUUUAUUUACUUGAUAAUGAACGACGUCGUCUGAAGAAAAAGAACCAAAAGCAUUAUAUAUUGACCCAUCACCCGCCCACUCCGCUGCUUCCGCGCACUCAAUUGCAACGACGCCCAGCCUCCUCUUUGAAAAGCGCGGGAAAACGCAUCAACAGCGUCGCCGGCGGAACGGAAGGAGGAGCGAUCCCGGAAAAGUGAAUGGACCGUCACGAUUUAGAUUUGGAGAAGGCGAGAUUGAUUAGUUUAGCUCUAGAAUUCGGAUUCGACGAGGACUCCGCAACCAACUGCUUAGACCGCCUUGUUAACCUAUAUGGUGAUGAUGGACGAGAUUUCAUUACUGUGGAGCACUGUGGUGAUGACUUUUUGGCUUCACUUGCUGAAUCAAUGCACGACACUGAGGAUUGGGAUGAUGUGCAAGCAUUGGAGUCUGAAGCUUGUGGUGCUUUGAGUGAGAUUUUGGACAAAGAUGUUCUUCAGCAUUAUGAUUCAAAUCUUACUGGGAAAAACCAGAUUCAUGUCAUUGAAGAUUCUCCCGAAUCCCAAAAGCAGAAAAAUGUUAUGCAGCUGGAUUCAUCAACUGAUGAAGAAAAGAAACACCAGACUAUUCCUAGAAAAAAACGUUUGAAAACUUCCUCUAACAGUGUUGUAGGUGGAAACAGCAACCACCCUUCUCCAAGUUCGAUUAAACACACGUCAUUUUCUGACCACAGGAGUGAUCUAACACAAAGUUCAGGUUCAACAUUUUCCCAUGAAAUACAUCAUGGAAGGUUGCAUGAUCGUGCAGAUGGAACUUUGACAUAUGAAGAGCUACAGAAAUUGGAUGAUCUUGAAUUGGCCAAUGUUGUUGUAUUUGGUAAUAGAACCUUUCGACCACUCCAGCAUCGAGCUUGUAAAAUGUUUCUUGAUCAGCAUGAUAGUUUUGUUCUUAUGCCUACUGGAGGUGGGAAAAGCCUUUGUUACCAGCUUCCAGCCAUUCUCCGGCCAGGUGUUACAAUUGUUAUAUCCCCACUUCUAUCCCUCAUUCAAGAUCAGAUUGUUACCCUGAAUAUCAAGUUUGGGAUACCUGCAACAUUUUUAAAUUCUCAACAGAAGCCUGCACAGACUGCAGCCAUACUUCAAGAGCUGAGGAAGGAUAAACCAUCAUGUAAACUUCUGUAUGUAACUCCUGAAAGGGUUGCUGGGAAUUUACCAUUUCAACAUAUCCUAAAUUGUCUGCACGGGAAGGGACAAUUAGCAGGUUUUGUGGUAGAUGAAGCUCACUGUCUUAGCCAGUGGGGGCAUGAUUUUCGUCCAGAUUAUAGAGCAUUAGGAUGUCUUAAGAUGAAUUUUCCUCAUGUUCCUCUGAUGGCGUUAACUGCCACUGCAACGCCAAUAGUUCGUCAGGAUAUCUUAAACUCAUUAAAAAUUCCUGGUGCUACUGUGCUUGAGAGAAGUUUUGAUAGGCCCAAUUUGAAGUAUGAGGUGAUUGGCAAAUCUAAAGAGCCACUCAAACAACUUGGAAAACUACUUGUGGAUCGAUUCAAAAAUAUAUGUGGAAUUAUAUACUGUCUCUCCAAAAAUGAAUGUGUGGAGGUUUCAAAAUUCAUGAAUGAGACAUUCAAGAUCAAAACUGCAUAUUAUCAUGCCGGUUUGGCUGCUCGCCAGAGAGUUGCAGUUCAGAAGAAAUGGCACAGUGGAGAAGCACAUGUUGUUUGUGCUACCAUAGCUUUUGGAAUGGGGAUCGACAAACCUGAUGUUCGUUUUGUUGUCCACAACACAAUGUCCAAAUCAAUCGAGAGUUACUAUCAGGAAUCUGGAAGGGCAGGGCGAGAUAAUCUCCCAGCCACAUGCAUUGUUCUGUACCAGCGGAAGGAUUUCAGUCGGGUCGUAUGCAUGCUUAGAAAUGGACACGGAGCUAAACGUGAAAGCUUCAAGAUGACCAUGGAUCAAGCCCGAAAAAUGCAAAAGUACUGUGAACUUAAGGAUGAAUGCCGAAGGCAAGCUUUACUCGAACACUUCGGAGAAUCCCAUGAUCGGAGCACAUGCAAAAACGGUUCAAAUCCUUGCGACAACUGCCUCAAGCUGUCGACAUGAUCAAGAAUAUCACAAAGCACAUCAUUUAAACAGUUGCAUUUGGUGUCAUAUGAUAUCAGAAUCUUAAAGGGGGCCCUUGUGAUAGAUCUAUCAACAGGGAUUUCAAGAAUUAUGUUGACCAAAAAGCACAUGGGAACAGCCUGCCAUUUGGUAUGAUCACAUUCACAUACAUAACUACUCUUUCAUUUCAUUAUUUAAUUCUUUUCCAUUAUCCCCAAAUUGCUUGAUUAGAGUAGAAAACCAUCCCCAUCAUAUGCUCCCACCUUUUUCUACCUCCUAAAUUGUAGGACUUAAAUUGCACUACCUAGGAAUUAAUUUAUUCACUUAAUCAUGCAAUCAGAUACUGUGCUUUUCUUUAGUGGAAAAAACAAUACAAUGAACAAUAACCUCCCCUCAUUGACAUUUUCCCUUGUGCAACUUUAGAGAAUUCAAUCUUACUCAACUGAUAAUUUUACCUAAAAAGGGAAAUCACAUGGAGCAGUUUAUAUAUGUAAGUAUGUAAUAUGGUAGUGGGCAAAAAAUGACUUGGUUGAUUCUGCAAGCCUUCAAAAGUGGUUGCCCCCACAACCAAAAAUUGUUGGUGUUUUGUAGUUUAAAUUGUUGCUAUAAUGUUGCUUCAAAAAGGGGCCAAGUCCCCACAUUUGAUGCCAACAGGGAACCACAGUUAAAGUUAGGGCUUUGCACACACCAUGUCUGCCCACAUUGCCAUUUCUUUUCCCCCUAACAUGUAUGGAUAAAUCCUAAUAAUUCAAGAACUGUAUGGGAGGCUAUAAUGUGGAAGGAAAUACAUGAUAUAUGAUUAUAUUAUUAGGAGCUUCAAGAACUCCUUUUUCUUUUUUAUUGGUAGAACUGUAUGGGAGGCUAAUGUGGAAGAAAAUACAUGAUAUAUGAUUAUAUUAGUAGGAGCUUCAAGAACUCCUUUUUCUUUUUUAU